Molecule: messenger RNA, 1101 nt
Organism: Cornus florida
Lineage: Eukaryota; Viridiplantae; Streptophyta; Magnoliopsida; Cornales; Cornaceae
Product: UPF0481 protein At3g47200-like
Exons: 1
Coding region: 1-1101 (366 amino acids)
Source: RefSeq, a predicted model, not a curated record
AUGGAGAAUGAAAAAUAUAGCUACAUGCAGCGCCUAUUUUUCAGAUGCCAAAAUCAUAAGCAGACGCGAGAAAAUUGCGUGAAUGCUAUGUUUGAGAUGGAAUCUGAGGUACGAAAACGGUAUGCUGGUUUAAAUAUUGUAGAUGAAAAUGAGGAAGCAGCAAAGGUCAAGUUAUUAGAAAUGAUACUUGUUGAUGGUUGCUUCAUAAUUGAACUUCUAUACAAGAACUACAAACGUAGUACUAGUACCCACAUGAUCAUUGACUCCAUCUUAGACAAUUAUUCCAUGAAGUCUGCCGUCCAACAUGACUUGAUACGACUGGAGAACCAGAUUCCCUUCUUUAUUCUUGAUAAAUUGUUUAGCCUGACAGUGAAAACCAUCGACCAAUUUUCUCUUAGGGAGUGUAUCUUCUUAUUCUUUAAAGCUAUGAUGGGCUUACCAGGAAUACCCAAAUUGGAUCUUGAAAUAAUGCCCCUUCACAUCCUCAGUUUCUUACACAGUUGCUACGUGCCUUGGAAUGAUGAUUCAUCCUUGGGCACGGAACAAAUCAAACUCAAAUAUUCUGCAACACAACUUGACUUGGCAGGAGUCAAGUUUAAGCCUGCAGGUUUUGAAAUGAACCUAUUCAACGUGAACUUCUAUACCGAUCAUUCUUGUUUCCAGGUGUUUAGAAGUAGUUGCUUUGAAAUCCCACCUUACCAAACAUUCUUGAGCAAUCUCAUAGCUUUCGAGCAAUUUUCUCCUGUCCGUAAACGUCAUUUCACAUCUCAUGCUUUUCUCAUUAAUAAACUCAUCAACACCACAAAGGAAGUUGAUCUGCUUAUAGAAGCAGGAGUGAUACAUAACUAUUUGGGUUCAAGCGAAGAGGUGGCGCGUCUCUACAACAAUGUCUGCAAGAAUGUUUAUGUAGGUAGUUUCUACUUCACUGAGACAUGCAGUCAGGUGACUGGUUACUGCAAUCGUUUCUGGCCAAGAUGUCUAGCGAAACUUAGACGUGACUAUUUUGGUAAUCCAUGGACAGGCAUAUCAGUCCUUGCUGCCAUUUCCAUUUUUGUCCUCACCUUGCUGCAGACUAUAUACACAUUGCGUUCUUAUAAUUAA